Bufo bufo (common toad) is the source of this 8228-nucleotide messenger RNA. It is a transcript of the gene NOTCH4, whose product is annotated as notch receptor 4. Gene Ontology annotation, cellular component: protein-containing complex; plasma membrane. Gene Ontology annotation, biological process: establishment or maintenance of epithelial cell apical/basal polarity; regulation of developmental process; heterophilic cell-cell adhesion. NCBI's taxonomy places the organism in Eukaryota, Metazoa, Chordata, Amphibia, Anura, Bufonidae. Bases 91 to 6381 code for a protein of 2096 amino acids. The transcript is spliced from 32 exons. The record is from RefSeq and is a predicted model, not a curated record. Gene Ontology annotation, molecular function: calcium ion binding; protein binding.
AGGAGCUGUGUGGAGCUGCUGGGAGGCAUAGUGAGAUGCCUACAAGUGGGUGAGAGCCGUCCUGCCUUGGAAUAUAUACGUCCUGCUAGGAUGGGCACCCUGUGGACAUUUUUCGCUCUGUCUUCUCUGACAAUUUGCAACGCUUCGCAAUACAAAAAUGUCCAAGAACCUUGCCUUAAUGGAGGAUCGUUCAUAACGCUACAGAAUGGAACUCAAUACUGCAGGUGUCCUGAUGGGUUAUUGGGUGACCACUGUCAGAUUGCUGGGCCACCUUGUUCCCUAUUUAUCUGCCAGAAUGGAGGUACUUGCUCACGUCUGUCUGCCGCAGAGUAUCGCUGCACGUGUGGGCCUGGAUGGACAGGAAAGACCUGCAGUGACUUAGACCAUUGUACGACCAAUCGCUGCAUGAACAAUGGAAAGUGUGUCAACAAGCCACCGGGGUUUGAGUGCCAGUGCCAGCUUGGUUUUGAUGGGGAGGCUUGCGAGAAGGAUGUUGAUGAAUGCCAAGAAGCUGGUACCUGCAGAAAUGGUGGGAAAUGCGUGAACUAUAUAGGGACCUUCAGAUGUGAGUGCCCAGCCAUGUAUGAUGGCAUCAAUUGUGAAAUGAGACGCGGAAAGUGCUCCUCACACAGCUGCUUUAAUUCUGGAACGUGCCAUCAAACAGACCCUAACUUGUACCAGUGCGCAUGCCCUCCAGGGUAUACGGGUUCUCAAUGUGAGGAGAACAUUGAUGAUUGUAUCAACCACAAAUGUCAGAAUGGAGGCACCUGCGUGGAUGGACUUGAAAAAUAUACUUGUAAAUGCCCACCUGGAUGGGAAGGAGCCUUGUGUUCCCGAGACGUUGAUGAGUGCCAGUCUCCAGGCAUGUGUAAAAAUGGAGGAACCUGCCAGAACAUCCCUGGUCAGUACAAAUGUGUGUGCGUCAAUGGCUGGGAUGGCGAUAACUGUGAACACAACAUAGAUGACUGUGCCACGGCCACAUGUGCAGAAGGGUCUACAUGCUUUGACCAGGUGGGGACAUAUACCUGCCUGUGCCCACCAGGAAGGAUUGGUCUUUUAUGCCACAUGGAGGAUGGUUGCCUAAAGAAUCAAUGUCAUCCAAAUGCCACAUGUGACACUCACCCCUCGUCUCACAGGGUAUUCUGUCGCUGCCAGGCAGGUUACACUGGACCCACAUGUUAUGAGGACCUGAAUGAAUGUCAGCUAGGCCCAUCUCCCUGUGAACAUGGUGGAGAAUGUGUUAACACUGAUGGCUCCUUCUUGUGCCGUUGUCCACUCGGGUACACCGGUGCCCGCUGUGAAUCAAAAAGGGAUGAGUGCCAGCCAAAUCCCUGCUACAAUGAAGGCACCUGCAUUGACCUCCUAGGACAUUUUGCCUGUGAAUGUUCACCAGGGUAUAUGGGAAAUGUUUGCGAAGUAGAGAGAGAUGAAUGUUCAAGUUCUCCUUGUCAAAAUGGCGGAAACUGCACGGAUAUGCUUAAUGACGUCCUCUGUUCGUGUCCUACAGGUUUCGAGGGCAGAUAUUGUGAGUCAGAUGUGAAGGAAUGCUCCAGCUCUCCUUGUCACUUUGGUCUCUGUGUAGACCACCCAGGUUUCUUUACAUGUGAAUGUUAUGAAGGAUACACCGGACUAUGGUGUGAACAGGACAUUGAUGAGUGCCUAAGCCAGCCAUGCCACAAUGGUGCCAAGUGCCUGGACCGCCAAAAUGGUUAUGAAUGUUUAUGUGAGCCGGGGAUGACAGGUCCCACCUGUGAUGCAAAUAUUAAUGAAUGUGCUAGUAACCCAUGCGUACGAGGACACUGCAUCGACCUUGUGAAUGAUUUCCAAUGUCAGUGUGAUCCGGGUUUCUCAGGACCCCUGUGUGAUGUCGACAUUGAUGAAUGUACUAACAAUCCUUGCCAAAAUGAAGGAACUUGCAAAAAUGUAGAUGGUGGCUUCCUGUGUACCUGCCCACCGGGGACAGUCCUUCCUCUCUGCACCCUUCAGAAUAUAAGCUGUAGCAAUGAUACUUGUGACCAUGGGAACUGUCAGGACAAUAGCUCUCAGUGUGACUGUGACGAUGGGUGGACAGGACCCACCUGUGAUUCCCCCAUCGAUGAGUGUGCAACCAAUAAGUGUGAGAACGGGGGAACCUGUCAACCACACCAAGAUGGAUUUAACUGUAGCUGUGCCACUGGAUAUACAGGGAUAUACUGUGAGACGGCCAUAUCACUUUGUAAUCCAGACAGCUGUCAACAUGGAGGAAUCUGCUACGAGCACCCCAACCUUACUGUGCAUUCCUGCCUCUGUCCUACAGGGUGGGGGGGAUCAUUUUGUGAAGUCGAUGUAGAUGAAUGUGUGGAAAAUCCCUGUAAGAAUGCAGAAAAUUGUGUGAAUAGUCCUGGGAAUUACAGUUGUGUCUGUUCCCCGGGCUACACAGGACUACAGUGUGAGACAAAACUUGACCACUGUGUAACAGACAGUUGCCAGAAUGGAGGAACAUGCACAAGUCUGAUUGAUUCCUUCAUAUGCAUUUGUCCACCUGGAUACAUGGGCAACCUAUGUGAAGAGACUGUGGACAGCUGUAGAAGUCUACCCUGCCAGAAUGGAGGGACCUGCAAAAAACUGACCAACUCUUACAAAUGUGAUUGUGCUAGAGGCUACGAGGGAAUGAACUGUGAGGUCAAUACUCAGGACUGCACCAAUAGUUCAUGUCUUCAUGGAGGUACCUGUGUGGAUGGCAUUGCCUCCUUCACCUGUCUGUGCCCAGAUAAAUUCACGGGUAGCCAGUGUCAGGAUCAAGUGACAUUUUGUAAACCAGAAGCAUGUAAGAAUGGGGGCACCUGCCAUGAUGUUCCAGGAGGCUACAUCUGCUCCUGUCCUGAGAUGUACACAGGGGACAACUGUGAGGACACAGUAGAUUUCUGUGCUCGUAAACCAUGCCAAAAUGGCGGCUCCUGCUCUCAGAAAGGAACCAACUACCGUUGCUUUUGUGGUCUCGGAUGGGGUGGAAGUCACUGUGAGACCUCUCUUCUUACCUGCAAGGCCACAGCUUCCAAAGGAAUGAACCCAGACUCAUUAUGUAAUGGACAUGGACACUGUGUGGAUUCUGGUGCAUCGUAUUUUUGUGUUUGUUUUCCUGGUUAUUCUGGCGCUCUUUGCCAAGAGAAGAUUGAUCCAUGCCAGCCAAACCCUUGUAAAAAUGGUGGCCUUUGCUGGGAAAUGUCUGGGUCACCUUCCUGCCAGUGCUCUCUUGGAUACUUAGGAAAAACCUGCACAGAGAGAGACCCAUGCCAACCACAGCCAUGUCAACACAAUGGAGUGUGUGUGCCCCAAGGUAGCAGCUAUCACUGUGUAUGUCCUUUAGGAACCCAAGGAGUCCGCUGUGAAGUCAACAUUGAUGACUGUGCCACCACCGAACCCCAGUGUUUUCAUGGGGGCACUUGCCUGGAUAAGGUUGGUGGUUUCACUUGCAUAUGUCCUCAAGGCUAUGUAGGAGACCGCUGUGAAGGAGAUGUCAAUGAGUGUCUCUUCAACCCAUGUGACCCUCGAGGGACUCUGACCUGCGUCGAAGUGGUCAAUGGCUACCACUGCCAAUGCCAUCAAAAUUAUACAGGUCAGAGGUGUGAAAAUCUAAUCAAUGUCUGUGACAGUAACCCAUGUGAGAAUGGCGGAGUUUGUGCAGUGGCCGUAAACACUCAUCUUGGAUUCACAUGCUCUUGUCGAAAGGGAUAUUUGGGGCCCACCUGCAGCACCAACAUGUGCACUUCAUUCGCUUGCUAUUUUGGUGGAUCUUGUGUCCUGGGAAUGGAUGGGAAACCACAAUGUAAUUGUUCCCAUGGUUUUACUGGACCCCAAUGCCAACAGUAUGUUGGACCGCCAACCUCCUCACCUUCCCAGGGUCCUUGGAAACAAUGUCCACAUGUAGAUUGUCGUAGAACAUUCCGAAAUGGAAUCUGUGACAAACAGUGCAACAAUAAGGAGUGCCUAUAUGAUGGCUUCGACUGUAACACUACAGGAACCUGCAAUCUUCUCUAUGACAAGUACUGCCUUGAUCAUUUCGCCAAUGGUCACUGUGAGAAAGGAUGCGAUAAUGCGGAGUGUGGCUGGGAUGGAGGUGACUGCUCAGGACACGAGAAACCUGGAGGAAUUGUGAUCUUGCUGCUGAGUUACAAUGCCUCUGUACUCCACCGCCAUGAUGUCAUUAAACUAGUGCGCUUUCUGUCCAUGCACCUUCAUGCAAGGUUACGUCUAGCAAAAGACAAUGAUGGAGAUAAGUUGUUCAGGUUUUCCAAAGAGAAUGAUCCUCAAGAUUUGGCUUCAGAGAAGUUGGAAAGGUGGAAGUAUGAAAUAGCUACAAAUGGAAGGGAGGAUCAUGGUGGAAAAGAGACUAUUGGGUGUGUCCUGCACAUCGAGAUACUUGGCUCUAGCUGUCCAUUCUCUUCAUGUAUUGACACCUCUGAAGAGGCAGCACAUUUCUUGGAAGCUCUGAAUGAGACAGAGCAGCAAUAUAAUUUUCUGGAAGUGCGUCAUAUUAAUUCAAAUACACCCUCUCCCCCUAGUCCUCAAAUCCCAGUUUAUCAGGCACCCUGGUUUUUGCCAGUAAGUGUUGUCUUUGGAAUGGCUGUUGUAGCUGUGGUAAUCAUUGGGGUGAAAGUCAGCAGAAAGCGUCAGCAUGGAACCCUAUGGCUACCGUCUGGCUUCAACCGCCAUCGAGCGCAAGAGGGGAAUAGGAGGCGAGAACCCGUUGGAGAAGAUUCUGUUCGUCUUAAACCACUAAAACAUGACUCUGGUUAUGAUGAUUCAGGCCCAGAAGAAGGAAUUGUUCCACCUAAAUCUAGAAGACUAAAGCUUAAUACAGACCCGACCAUUCUUGAUCAUCGACAGUGGAGUCAGCAACAUAUUGAUGCUGGAGUUCGUUUCCCUCAGUGCAUUGCUUUAACUCCACCCCAGGAGGACCCUGAUAGCAGAGACAUUGACGUGAGAGGUCCAGAUGGAGUGACUCCACUUAUGUCAGCCAUCUGUGCGGGAGGAGGUCUAGAACCUGUUGGAGGUGGUGUGGAUCCACCAGAAGUUGAAAGCUCAGCAAGUGUAAUUGCAGAUCUGAUUGGCCAGGGAGCCAGUCUUAAUGCACAAAUUGAUUCUACUGGAGAGACAGCUCUUCAUCUAGCUGCUCGUUUUUCCAGACAAGAUGCCAUUAAGUGUAUGUUGGAUGCAGGAGCUGAUACUAAUGUCCAGGACAAGCUGGGAAGGACACCAAUUCAUACAGCUAUUGCUGCUGAUGCUCUGGGGGUUUUCCAGACCCUCUUGAGAUGCCGUCAGACAGAUAUUGAUGCUCGAAUGCAUGAUGGUUGCACUCCUCUAAUAUUGGCCUCUCGCCUCCCUGUGCAAAAUAUGGUGGAAGAACUUGUUGCAUGUGGUGCAGAUAUAGGAGCAACUGAUAACAGAGGUAAAUCUGCCCUGCACUGGGCUGCUGCAGUCAAUAAUGUCCCUGCAAUGAAGACGCUUUUGACGAAUGGCGCAAACAAAGACCUUCAAGACAAAAGGGAUCAAACAGCCCUAUUCCUUGCUGCACGUGAAGGAAGUUAUGAAGCUGUUCGACUGCUCCUUGAACACCAGGCAGAUCGUGACCUAUCGGAUCAUGUAGGUCAUCAGCCUCGACAUGCAGCUAGAGAUCGUGGCCAUAGGGAUAUCUUACGACUUCUUGAGGAAAGCAGCCAAUUUCUGAAUAGGGGCACACCUGCUGUCCCAAACACUGGAGCUCCUCAGCUAAAAAAGACCCCCCGACCUCGAGCCAAGGAACUUGUCAAACCUCCUCCUUUGCCUCACAUAGACCUCAGUAGUUCUUGUUAUCACAGUGCUCCACCUGGUUCUGCUCCACCUUAUUUGCAAGGAACGCAAUCUGAAACCAGCUGCUGCCAAUCACAUCUUGCAAUGGCAAACUAUGGAGGAAAUUGUCCACCCUAUCCCCGAAGUGGCUCCUUUUCAUCUGGGGUUACUCAGUGUCAGUGGGGAGGUCAUAGAGGCUGGAAGGUUCAUUUUUGUCCGACAGGUUGUACAGUGCCAGAAGCUUCAUAUUCAGGUGGAGGACAGCAGAUAUCUCCUCAUGCCCACUGGCUACCAGAAGCUCACUAUCCCAAAUCACCAAACUGCCAAAACAAUUUGUCCAACUAUUGUUCUACUCCAGCUAUGGAGCAUCCACCUAAAAAAGACGUAUCUAGUCCUCAUACCGACCAGAUUGGGCAUAAUGUAUACUUGACCCCUCCAUCAUCACAGUAUGGUUACCCUUCUCCUGCCAGCCCAGAGGAAACACAGUCUACACAAAAGACGUGUAUGCAUCACCAUCCUUUCCUUACUCCCUCACCCGAGUCCAGAAACCCCUGGGGUAUUGCAUCACCAUAACUUCAUUAAAUGUCUUUAAUCAUUGAUCUGGUAUUCAGGUCAAUAGAAGAAGGGAUAAUCCCACAAGCACUUGAUGGAUAAAGGGCAUCUUUAUACGCUCAUUGCCAUUGUGCCAAAACAUCUAAUUUCUUGUUAAGAACUAAUUUUUUUUUAGAGAUUACGUAAAAAUUUGAGCCAAGACUUGUCUUUUUAGAUGAAUGGGAUCAAAACAAGUGUUUCACGACUUUAAUCAAGGGUGAACAUACCACAGACCAUGUGGCUGCUAUGGCACGCUUUGAAAAGGGGGUAUUCACCCUAUUCACUUUGCUACUGGGUAUCCAAGAUUGGUGGAGGACUCUCUUCUUCAGAAGAACUGCAAUGUUCACAACAAAGAAGUAGGAAAUUAGCCAAAGGUCAUGGAAAUAGAGUAAAGAGUGAAACAAACAUCAGACCCUUCUGUCUUGGGUGGCAAACAUCAUAAUGGGGCCCUGUUAUGGAGCCCCCUUUCUUUUGUGUACUUCACUGGGCUUGAUCUCAUAUAUCUUGUGAUGAAAUGUAUACAUCUUCCAAUUUUGAGGACAAUUCUGGUAUAACCUGCACAAUUGGUUGUCUCCAUGUCUCAUCUCCUGUUUCAUUCCAUUCCACAUGACUACCCUUCAGUAUAAUACAUUGUGACCAAAGUAGAUUUAUAUAUUUAGCUUCUGUAGCUUGAAAUAAGAAAAUUGUGCUAAAUAAAUACCCUUAAAGAAGUUGUCCAGAAUUUUAAAAGUAAUGGCCUAUCCUCAUGACAGGCCAUCAAUAUGUCCGACACCUGGCACCCCUUCUGAUCAGUAGUUCUGCAGUAGCUUCAGCACUGAAUCUACACCGCUCCAUCAACUGUGUAGUGGACAGAACUGGUAACUGCAGCACUGCUCCCAUUGAUGUACAACGCACAGAGCUGUGUAGUUGUUGCACCGACUUUCAGUGCUGAAGUUACUCUGAAACAGCUGACCGGGGGACAGGGGAUGGUUAGUGGACCAUCGUUGAUGACUUUUAAAAUCAUGGACAACCCCUCUAAGAGAUACCUAUGAUUACAAAAAAAUUUCACUUCCCUCUUAGAUAGCUGUAGAUGUAUAAAGCUGGCCACACACUUAAGCUGUCCCUUACGACGUCCGGAACAUGCUGCCACCUAUUUCGCGGUGGCUUAAUUCUUGUAGAAAUAACGGAUGGGGUAUUUUGAAAUCUAACAUGCCUGGUCCAUUUUUUCUGCAACAUCUGCCAUCUGGGAAGAGUUAGGAGGCUCUCACACACAUUAGAUAGUUGACUGAUCCUUCCAAAAUCAAGGGAUUUGGACAAUCUUUGUCUAAUAUGUACGGCCAGUUUUUUCCGUAGUGUACCCUCUUUUUCCUCUCCAAACUUUGAGUGGGCAGCCUCUUCCCGUUGUAAGUUUUCUGAGCCAGACAGAGCUCUCUCCCCAGCUGCUGCUCCUCUCCUUCAUCCCGUUUUUUUGAAAAGCCGAGAAACGGAAACUGCAUCUCCCUCCUCUCCCUCCUUCCUGUGUACAGGAUACCAAAUAUUUCCAAGAGUCAUGAAAAGUGGAAUCACAGCAUGCUGGAAGGUGAGAAAUAAACCACUUUGCCAUAAUAAAAUAAAUUCACAUUGGCUUGUGCAAGGAACAAUGGGUAUUUUUCACCAUUCACGGCACAUUGUGUCUGGUGACAAUACAUUCAUUCGAACUAAGGAGCACAAGGAACAGUGACUGUAAUCACAGACCAUGUGCACAGCACUUAGAAACAAGCCUCUUGCACUUUUUCUUACAGGCAGCCAUUUGUUAAAUACCUGUUAUUUCAGUCACUAUGUGUAUUUUUUAUUAAAAACCAUGGAAAUUA